CAGGAUUAGCAAUCUUUAAAAGGUGGUCUUUACAGCUCAUAUCAAUUAAUCCAAUCUGUGGAGUCAUACCGGAUCAGCGUAUCAUUCUUUCAAGUUCAGUAAUUGUCAAUAUGGUACGGAUAUGCGCCCCGAACACUCAGGCCAACAGCACUGCAAGUGUGGCACACUCUGGCGUUUCCAGCGACGACCUGGAUUUACAAUCGUUCCUAGAUGGAUUCUUACCCGAUGAAUUCUCGCCGCAACCACUCCAUGAUGGUCUUGUGUCCCCCGCGAUGCGAAUGGAGUUUACAUCUUUCGUGUCACCAAUGUCUCUUAGCUUGGCAUCUCCCUCGUCCGAUACGUCCUCGUUGGCUAGUGCCAGUAGCGGGACUCUGUCAGACUUCCUCUGCUCACCGAUGAGCGACUUGCAGCAGUCAACCGACUCGCUUUUCUCAAGUGGAGGCAUUCCAACAUCGGCGAUGAUGAUGUGUGUACCAUUCGAAGAGCCCCCACGGCCAACCGCUGAGCUCCCUGGCAAGCCAUCUUUAAAGUCACCUGUCAAACAAGCGCGAUCGGAAUCGUGCACCGCCCCUCCGAAAUCACCACCCGCAUCGAAGUCAAAAUCCAGCCCAAGUCGGCGGCGCGCACCGGCCAAGGUGAACGAUGCAGAGCGGCAGAGGGUGCGAAAGAUCUCAGCAGCGUUCGACUCUCUUCAGGAGUUGGUAUGGAAAGAGAACGUGGGCAGCGCCAGCCAACGCCGACCGCGCCAAGCCGUUCUUCGCUGUGCAGCCAAGUACAUCCAGCGGCUGGCAACUGUCCUCGAGGUGAACAGUAGCAUUGAAAGCAGCUGUCCUCCAUCGACUCCGCACGAGUCAGCCAAGAUGUCCCUUGCCUCGGCGCUGACCAUCCAAAGCUAUGCGCACAGAUCGAAGGACACGUCGAGAAGCAACUUAUCAGACCAAUCACAAUUUCGGCAGGAGAGGAGCUGCGCCCUGCUUGAUCGCGGCGAAGAAGAGGAGGAAUCUUGAACAAUUAUUCUAGUACUCCAGUGUAACUUGACCCAGGUAGUAAUACCCCCUCGUUUGUUUAGGUCUGGAUAUCUUGCAUUGUACUCGGUGCAUACCUGUAUGUAAAAUGUGCAUGUACAUACAUGUAAUACAUUAUACUUUUUUUAAAGAUCUUCCUGAAACUUUAUUCCGAAUUACAUGGAUGGUUGUAAACACGCACCUGGCAAUAUGGCGGUAAAUACAUUAUAGUUCCUUGGUCUUUCUCUUUUGUAUAAAUUGAAUACAUUAUGCAUUGUACAUUUACCGUUUUACGUACGUGUAUAUGUACGUUCCCUCAUGCAUAACGUACGGCUGAUACCUUUGAGUUUGUUUGAUUAUACUGGUUAGAAUUGCUGACAGUAUCGUGGCCACAGGCAUACGCCCAGCUGCGCGGGUCACUAGAGUAGUGGAUAUUAAUUUUGUUAUCUCCUCCAGUCAACAACCUAUCUUCCCUUCCCGAUUUCCAAAGCACCGGGUAGCAGGGUGCAUUCUUCUUUAAUACCAUUCCUACAGUACAGUACAUGUACAUGUACAUGUACAUGACAUUGUACUUCCGUGCUCAACAUUGACGCGUCAAUAUUUUAGUUCUACAACUUUUGAAACGUAUCUUCUGGUACAUAAGGUAUAGUAACUACAUGUACAUGUAUAGUGUGCAUACAUGUAUAUCGUACAAGUGUUGGAAUGCGCGAUACUGCUGUGCUCGUUUGUGGAUUGACUU
Messenger RNA from Sycon ciliatum, 1743 nucleotides. RefSeq lists its product as uncharacterized. The transcript has a single exon. Lineage: Eukaryota; Metazoa; Porifera; Calcarea; Leucosolenida; Sycettidae. The record is from RefSeq and is a predicted model, not a curated record. The coding region runs from base 111 to 1007 and encodes 298 amino acids. Gene Ontology annotation, molecular function: protein dimerization activity.